AUUUUUCCUUUCUGAGAUAUUUGAACAUUAAUAUAAAAUAUGAAUAAGUAAAAUAUUCCUUAAGAAUAAUAAUGAGCUUAGAGCAAAGAGUUCUAAGAAACCUUAGUUAAUUUGCUAGUUGGGGGGGGUGUGCAUUUUGUCUGUGUACAGAACAGCCUUUCAUGCCUUAUAUAAGGGAAAACAAAACCUUAUUUUUAAGAUAAUUUUCCAAUUUAUAGAAUAAAGUUUGUAACAAAACAUGUUCCUUUCCAGUUUUUUUCCCCCAAUAUGAUUUUUAUAAUGUAAAGAAAAAAAAUCAUGGUUUGUUCUAGCUAAGAGUACUUACAUGAUGGUCCACUCUCUCCAGAAAAUGAUUUUUGUACCAGGCUUAACUGUCUAGAUCCUUCUUCUUACACAUGAUUCAGUGUUUCCAGUUUCUGAUUGCUUGAUCAUGUGUCUAUCAAAGUUGGAAGCAACUUUAGAUCAUGCCAGAUGGAGGUGUAGUAAGCAAGGUUUCCCUGCCACAAGUGCUCUAAUUUAAUUAAAACUAAAAACAGAUUAGCAGAUCUGUCAGUUUGCCUUCCUUUGUGUUUGCGUGUGUGUGUGUGUGUGUGUGUGUGUGUGUGUGUGUGUGUGUGUACAUACAUAGGACAAAAUUAGUAAUUCCUUUGGAUAUUUAUCUUUAGGGCAUUGUAUCUCUUUUCUUUAAGUAGAAUGUAUAACUUUGGGGAUUUUCUUUUAAUAUCCCAAAGUUUAUCUUAUUGGUAUCCUCCACUAUUCAAGGACUUGAUAGAAAUUGAAAGAGGUUACUUACAGCAUAAACCCUCCCUCUGUGCUCGGUGAGUUGGUUCAGUCCUGUUUUGCAUAAGUUCCUUUUGAGUAGAUCCAUGUGUGGAUACAUAAUACUGAAGACUUACUCUGUUUGCUUGAGUGGAUGUAUGUCUUGAAGAGGAGCUGUGUGCAUUCGCGGCAAACAGUAACAUUUGCAAAAUCAACAUGUAUUGUGCUUAUCCUGUCCCGGGAAUGGGCAGCAAUUCUUUGAUGUAUUACUACAAUGGAAAAACGGUAUAUGCACCAUCCCCAAAUUCCGAUGAUUUCAACCGCGAAUCUCCUAGCUACCCAUCUCCUAAGCCACCAACCAGCAUGUUUGCUAGCUCUUUCUUUAUGCAAGAUGGGACCCACAAUUCUUCUGACCUUUGGAGUUCAUCAAAUGGGAUGAGCCAGCCUAGUUUUGGUGGAAUUCUGGGGACCUCCACUUCCCACAUGUCUCAAUCCAGUAGUUAUGGCAGCCUUCAUUCACACGAGCGCUUGAGUUAUCCUCCACACUCGGUUUCACCGACAGACAUAAACACCAGUCUUCCUCCGAUGUCCAGCUUCCACCGCAGCAGCACCAGCAGCUCCCCAUAUGUUGCUGCCUCACAUACUCCUCCCAUCAAUGGAGCAGAUAGCAUUCUAGGAACCAGAGGGAAUGCUGCUGGAAGCUCACAGACAGGUGAUGCACUUGGAAAGGCUUUGGCAUCUAUUUAUUCUCCUGACCAUACCAGCAGCAGUUUUCCAUCCAACCCAUCAACGCCAGUCGGGUCACCUUCACCUCUCACAGGUACCAGUCAGUGGCCCAGACCUGGAGGACAGGCUCCUUCAUCCCCAAGCUAUGAAAACUCGCUCCACUCCCUGAAAAAUCGAGUUGAGCAGCAACUUCACGAGCAUUUGCAAGAUGCAAUGUCCUUCUUAAAGGAUGUCUGUGAGCAGUCUCGAAUGGAAGAUCGUUUAGACAGACUAGAUGAUGCUAUCCAUGUGCUGCGGAACCAUGCUGUGGGACCCUCUACCAGUUUGCCUGCUGGUCACAGUGACAUACACAGUUUAUUGGGACCAUCCCAUAAUGCACCAAUUGGAAGCCUCAAUUCCAACUAUGGAGGAUCAAGCCUUGUUACAAACAGCCGAUCAGCUUCGAUGGUUGGAACUCAUCGAGAAGAUUCUGUUAGUCUCAAUGGCAAUCAUUCAGUCCUGUCUAAUACUGUCUCUGCUUCAAGCACAGACCUGAACCAUAAAACACAAGAAAAUUACAGAGGUGGUUUGCAAAGUCAGUCUGGAACUGUUGUUCCAACAGAAAUCAAGACUGAAAACAAAGAGAAGGAUGAAAACCUUCAUGAACCUCCUUCAUCAGAUGACAUGAAGUCAGAUGACGAAUCCUCCCAAAAAGACAUCAAGGUCUCAUCCAGAGGCAGAACAAGCAGUACUAAUGAAGAUGAGGACCUGAACCCUGAACAGAAAAUAGAAAGGGAGAAGGAAAGGCGGAUGGCUAACAACGCCAGAGAACGCUUACGCGUACGGGAUAUUAAUGAGGCUUUCAAAGAGCUUGGCCGAAUGUGUCAGCUUCAUUUGAAGAGUGAAAAACCCCAAACAAAGCUCCUUAUUCUUCAUCAGGCCGUGGCAGUCAUCCUUAGUCUAGAACAGCAAGUCAGAGAGAGAAACCUUAACCCCAAAGCAGCCUGCCUUAAGAGAAGGGAAGAAGAAAAAGUUUCUGCCGUAUCGGCAGAGCCACCAACCACACUGCCAGGAACCCAUCCUGGACUUAGUGAAACUACCAACCCUAUGGGUCAUAUGUAAACAUCAGCCAGUUCCAGAGUUAUCAGUAGGCUAGAUAGAAGGUGACCUCUCCUCAUAAGGACUUGGACAACUCAGAUUAUCUGAAGACACAAACCUGGCAGGAGGGAGAAGAAGAAAACAAAACACUUGAAGCAAGAAACUCAAAUGUAAUCCUACGAUCAAAGAACUGGUCAGCACUUCCCUCCAAAGUGAAGUGAGGCUAGGAAGCUCAUCAGAUAGAACGUCACCCAUGAGAGCUUGCACACAUCAUUUGGUUGCAAGCAGCGUGUCGCUUCUGCACAAUCAGAGACUGUCUCGAUCUCUCCACUCACCGUGGAAGUUGCCUUGUGCCUAAACUGAAUUGACAAAUGCAUUGUAACUACAAAUUUUAUUUAUUGUUAUGGAACUGUAAGGUCUACAUAUAAAGGGAAAAAGUUAAUGUGGGAAGCUGAUCUCCACUCAGCUGAUGCCAGCAUUCACUAAAGCUGUUCACGUGCAGAGAACAAAGCAGUGACAACCAUUGGCCCUUAGCAUUCCCGGCAUACCUGUUAGUGUCUUAAAAAGGAAGGGAAAAGUCUUUUGUUGCCCUCUCCUAUCCUUUUGCCAUAUUAAUAGUGUUUUCCAUGAAAUAGGAAACUAUUACUUGGUAUAGCAUUUCUCUC
Messenger RNA from Castor canadensis (American beaver), 3227 nucleotides. It is a transcript of the gene Tcf12, whose product is annotated as transcription factor 12. NCBI's taxonomy places the organism in Eukaryota, Metazoa, Chordata, Mammalia, Rodentia, Castoridae. The record is from RefSeq and is a predicted model, not a curated record. Gene Ontology annotation, molecular function: RNA polymerase II cis-regulatory region sequence-specific DNA binding; protein dimerization activity; DNA-binding transcription factor activity, RNA polymerase II-specific. Gene Ontology annotation, cellular component: transcription regulator complex; chromatin. Gene Ontology annotation, biological process: regulation of transcription by RNA polymerase II.